This is a messenger RNA of Mesorhabditis belari, 2286 nucleotides long. NCBI's taxonomy places the organism in Eukaryota, Metazoa, Nematoda, Chromadorea, Rhabditida, Rhabditidae. The record is from the annotation of a GenBank genome assembly.
AUGAGCAAAUAUCGCUUCUUCAACGACUCGCUGGCGCUGAAUAUCUAUGCUUUCUUCAAGCCGAAUUUCGUCAAAGCUUUGGAUGAACAAUGCGCUGACUAUGAAGCAUUUGAGAAGUCAGAAAGAAUUCUGUUACAAGGCAUCAUUUACUUGAUCAUUGGCACAUCAUUCGUCAUUUUAUAUCUUCUCUGCCUUGUAGCAAUGGCUCAACAGAAAUUUAUGAAGAUUAUCUGCUAUAGGAUACUUUUUGUCAUCGGUAUCGUCGAUAUUUUGAGCAUGUCACCAAACUCUUUACUACCAGGCUAUCUCCUCAUCAACGGUUACUCUUUCUGUAAAAGUCCACUACUCAAUUUGUACAUUGGAUCUGGGUGUUUUCCCCUCUGGAGCACCUAUUCAGCGCUAAGCAUUGUUUUGGCUUUGAAUCGUUGUGUUGAUUUCAUCAGCCCGAAAUAUCAGGAUGAGCUCUUCGGCGGGAAACGUCUAAUCUUCUGGAUGAUUCCUCCAUUCAUCUACGGGAUCACUAUCUAUUUCACCUAUCCACCACUCGUCUUCCACACACCAACCGCCAGCUAUUACUUCGCUGCUGUACCUGUUUUGUCAGAAAUCUCUCUUCAAUGUUUUGGGAUUUGCACGACUGUUCUGAUCACUGGUGUUUUUUAUGUCGGAAUGCAAUUCAUCGAACUCCCACAAUUCAUGUACACUGUUACAAAUCUUUCCUGGCAAUUCUCAAAUGGUUCAAUGGCAAUUUUCUACAUGGUAAUCAACAAAUCGAUGCGUCGCGAGGUGAUCAGACUCAUUUUCGGCGAAACACAACGCUCGAAUGUGCACAACAUCUAUGCUUCAUUCAAAGCGAAUUUUGUUGAAGCUCUUGAUGAAGAAUGCGUGCGAACGGUGGAUAACACAAAAAAGAUCGUUUUUCAAGGAGUUUUCUACUUAUUUCUUGGCACAUCUUUCGUCAUUUUAUAUCUCCUCUGCCUUGUAGCAAUGGCUCAACAGAAAUUCAUGAAGAUCAUCUGUUACAGGAUACUUUUUGUCAUCGGUAUCGUUGAUAUCAUCAGCAUGACACCGAACUCUUUGUUACCAGGCUAUCUCCUCAUCAACGGUUACUCGUUCUGUGAAAGUCCGUUGCUCAAUUUGUACAUUGGAUCUGGAUGUUUUCCGCUCUGGAGCACUUACUCAGCACUGAGCAUCGUUUUAGCGACCAAUCGUUGUGUUGACUUUCUUGGGCCAAAAUUUCAAGAGACUCGAGUCAAUCGACGAGAUCAAUCAUUUACACAGCUUGCUAAUCCAUUGUACCGUUUCCGCAUUGCCAACUAUUACUAUAAGAAGAUUCGGGAUCAUUAUGAUGUGGUAGCAGUGAUCUUUUUCUCAUUCCUUGGCCCAAUGCUUAUUCUAUCAAUGAUCGCCGCAGCUGCAUACUUUGCUUGUAUUAAAUCAUGGUAUGAACGAUUUCGAGAUGAUGUACACGAGACACAUCGCUCCUAUCACCCAUGGCCACCAGGAUCUGCCAAAUGGCAAUUACAGCAAUUUAUAAACGCUGGCAAAGGUCUUCCCGCAAAGUUUUUUCGUCCAUCGCCUGGAGAACCGCCGCCGGGCUUCAAACCGCCACUAAUUCCUGAUCAAGCUCCAUUGGCUGUUGUUGCCGGUGCUCAAUACGUUGGCCUUCUCGGCACAGCUCCUCAGCUUUCUGUUGCCUGUCUCCCGUCUCCACAAACCACUUACACCAUUGCUGUUGAUCCGAAAAACAAGGAACAAGUCCCUUACACUACAGUAAUCCGCCCAAAACAAGAGCAAGCUGUUCCCAUUGAGACGAUUUUCUCAGCCGCUCCUACUCCAAAACCGACAAUCGCUCCAACAGUGACUGUGAUUCCGCCCGAUUACCCAACAAUGAGCACUCAAAUCCCGAUCUCGGUAAUCACCGAUUAUCAAAAAGGAAAUGAAGAGAGGUUCAAAAUGAUUUCUGAAUUUUACAGAGAACCGAUCAUUCGAAGCCCAAUUGGAGGGAAUGUUCUGUACUCGCAGGGACACGAUUGGACACAAAUUGAACCACAAUAUGCCACCUAUCCUCGAUCACACUCACAACAAGCAAUUCGAUUCCCGAAUGAAUCACAGGCUCCUUACCUCCUCUCACCACAUCGACUUCACGACACUUAUCGAGUGCAGACACCAAGUCCGAAUUAUCAACAACCCUCACCAAACACCCAAAUGCAAGCGAUUUUUGUGCGAACUACGACGACAACACAUCGACGAACUACAUUGACUCCAAGAAAAGGCUAUACUGUAGUU